UUCUACAAAGAAAUAAAAUUGUGAAUCAUGGGUCGUAAAAAGAUAGAGAUGGAACUUGUGGAGAACAGGAGUGCUAGGUAUGUCACAUUUUCAAAAAGAAAGAGUGGUAUAUUUAAGAAGGCAAGUGAGUUGUCAAUUCUUUGUAAUGCUAGAGUUGGUAUAGUUGGAUUUACCCCAAGUGGUAAUCCAUUUGCUUUUGGUUCUCCAAAUUUCCAAGCUGUGGCUGAACAAUACCUUCAUGGAGGACAAGAAUUAGAAGCUGGAUCAUCAAGGCAAAUUGUUACACUCUCUGAAAAUCCAAAUAUCAAAUUGAUGAACAAAGAAUUGAGUGGUUUAACCGAAGAGCUGAAGAAGGUGGAGGAAGUUAAGAAAGGUAAAGCCCCUAUUGCACUUUCUGAUCUUAACUUAAAAGAACUUCUAAAAGUGAAGUCUUCGCUGAAAGAGCUUCAUGGUGACAUCGAUGCAUCAUCUUCUUUGCUUCUUCUUUCAAAGAAGCCUAUACGCAUCAUUGAUUUGGUUUGUAAAAGAAUGGGAAAAUCCAAUAUUGUGAAAACUAGUUACUAGUUGGGGAUUUUGUGGUGUUCAAUUUUAUAAAUAUAUCGUGAAUAAUUUGAAUUUGUUUUUCUUUGUUUUAUAUUUUGGAAUUUGACAUCUUCAAUCCGAGUAAAAAUCUAAUGAAAUCAAUUUUCCAUUAUAA
Messenger RNA from Medicago truncatula (barrel medic), 697 nucleotides. RefSeq names its product agamous-like MADS-box protein AGL29. Gene Ontology annotation, biological process: regulation of transcription by RNA polymerase II. The record is from RefSeq and is a predicted model, not a curated record. The transcript has a single exon. Gene Ontology annotation, molecular function: RNA polymerase II cis-regulatory region sequence-specific DNA binding; protein dimerization activity; DNA-binding transcription factor activity, RNA polymerase II-specific. Lineage: Eukaryota; Viridiplantae; Streptophyta; Magnoliopsida; Fabales; Fabaceae. Bases 28 to 564 code for a protein of 178 amino acids.